CAAACUUCGCUGCUCGCAGUCAUCGACAUUGAUCACCAUCAUCAGCAAACAGCACCCUCAUCCUCGCCAAGUUCCUGCAUUCACAAUAUGGCCCGUACAAAGGAAAUAACGAGGAGGCGCAGCGACAGUUUGGUGACCUGGACACGGUUCCAUCUACCAGUUGAGCGAGAGUGGCCGACAUGGGCGGUGGAUCACGAGAAUGUGCACUUCGGUCCACUGGAUGACGUGACCGGUGUGAGAAAGGGAUGGUUGGGAAGAAUGGUGGAAGAUCCUAAGCAGGCUGCCUAUAUCAUCGAGUGGGAAGACCUGGAGCACUUGAAACAGUUUCGGUCUUCUCCUGCAUGCGCCGCGUUUCUGCGAAAUCUACCCGAAAACGACCACAGUUUGCAACUUUCCAGAGACGGCUCCUCUUCAGAACAGAGCUCUUCAUCUGUUGAAGACGCAUCGUCAUCCUCAUCUCCAGCGUCGCGAUUCCUCACAUUGCGAGAAUCCACCCAACGACCCAAGUCGGACGUGGAAGGCCGUGUAACCUUCAACGCAUUCCUGGUACCACAUAAACAAGGUCACGAGACCACAUGGAACGCGUACCAUGCCCUGAGGGACGAACUCUGCAGUUUUCAACCACGCGGCUUUGAAUUCAUUGCAGGCACAGGUCUUCAUUGGGAAUGUUACAUGAAUACGUGGUUCUUCGCGCUUGAGGAAGAUCAAUGGGUGCAAAACAAGUUUGGGAAGUCGGAGCAAACGGACGAGAACACAGACGGUCGGACGGUCAUCUGCGAGUUUCACCUUUGGCCACAGAAAUAUGGUGCCACGCCGGAGCACGAGGAGGCAUCGGCAUCGGACCCGGAGGCGACGGCGUCAUGGAAUGAAGCCGUGGCCAAGGUCAUGCCUCCCGUUACCGCUUGGGUGCAAGAACGUUGGGAUGUUUUGCCUUUGCCGUAUUACGAGCCGCCCUAUGAGCCUACUGAGGAGGAGCUUGAGCAUCACCGGAAGCUGGAGGAGUUCAUAAAGUAUCACAGAGAAAACCCCAAGCCGGAGGUGAGGUGGUGUGGAACGCGUUUCUGAAAUUGUA
Messenger RNA from Podospora pseudocomata, 1072 nucleotides. RefSeq lists its product as uncharacterized. The record is from RefSeq and is a predicted model, not a curated record. Bases 88 to 1065 code for a protein of 325 amino acids. NCBI's taxonomy places the organism in Eukaryota, Fungi, Ascomycota, Sordariomycetes, Sordariales, Podosporaceae. The transcript is spliced from 2 exons.